GCCCCUAAACGAUGUCGUUUUGGGACAAAACUAAUCCCAAAAAAGGACGGAAAAAAAAAGAAAAAGAAGUUGAAACUGUGAGGACGGAAUAGAGAGCAUCACCGGCGUCCUUAUUCUUCUCUCUUUGUUGCAGAUCUCCUUUUCUAUCGUAGAUGUCUUUCAGAUCUGUCUCAGAUCUCUUCUCCUAAAUAGGGGUUUCCAGAUCACCGAGAAGAAGAAGAGGAAGAGAGCUCGCGCUAGCGGUGGUGCGAGGGUGGGUUUAAAGCGCUGGCGGUGGUGCGAGAGUGGACGACGGCGUAGGGAGGAGUAGGAGGAAGAGCAGUUGCGCAGCUGAAAGGUUGUUCCCAGGCGGCCUCGAUCGCCGACGAUGGAUUUGGGGUCCACCUCGAUCGCCGAAGAGCCAUCUCUCAUCUCCUUUAGAGUGGUCUCCAUCAACAGGGUCGCGUUUCUCUCUGCUGGUCGGCCAUUAGAGCUCAAAGCCGCUACCACCACAGGUACAUGGACUCAUCUCUGUGAAUGAGAUUGAUAGUGACGAAAUGGGUUUGGCUUAAAUCCGAUUUCAAAAUCACACCAAACAAAACGAGGCCAACGCUGCUUCAGAUUAUUAUCAAACCCAGAAAACAUAGGAAACUUGGAUUGUUUUGGGUUGAGAUUACUGAAUCAACAUAAUAAUACCUUAAUUAUUCAUUAAUGGCCUUGAUUUGUUUCAAUUGAAAUUUGCAUUGUUGGUCCAACAUUCAACAAUCUGAAAAAUGAAGAGAGAGAGAGAGAGAGAGAGGGAGAGAGAAAUAAUCAAGAAAUUUCAGUGGUGUUUAGUGGCUUGAAUCAAUUGUCGCAAGUCUUCUCGCCGAAGUGGAAGGGGAAGGGCUCUGCUUCUGCUUCUGCUUCUAAUUCUUAUUUUCCAGAAUUUUUUUUUUUGUGUUUAAUUUUGUCCCAAAAUGACGUCGUUUUGGGACACUACAGGAACCACUGCAGGGAAGCACUACAGAGGAUCCAAACUCCUCUCUCUCUCCUCAUUUUUACUUAAACCCCAAUCGUUGUUUCAUAAACAAACAAAACUGCUCGGAUGUGUGUAUAUAUAGAAGAUAUACAUACACAUACAUACUAUCAGAUUAAUUUAGAUUAGUUAUAUAUAAAUCUGUAUAAGGAGUUUCUUCAAUCUCAUCUCAAUUUUCUGGGUAAUUCUCAUUUUGUUUCCAGUCACCUAAACGCAGGGAUUCCAAGGUAAUUCAAUUCCAUUUCUUUGAAAGGAACUAAUCUCAAACCCCAUUUCUCUCUGUUUCUUUUCCUGGAAAUUGUUUCUGAUAGAUUUUCAUUCAAAUGUAGUCUCUGAAUCUGUCAAAUGCCCCUGUUUUCAACCGCUUGAUCUUUGCUUAAAGGGAUCACGAGUAGUCGGCGCAAUUUCUUCUUGGGUUUUGUUUUGUUUUGUUUUGUUUUGUUUUUGCUUUUCACAACAGGAAUAUUGGCGGGCAUUGAGAGAUAGGAAUUAAGGAUGUUGGGAGAUUUCUUCACCAGAGGACUUGUUCUGGUCCUUGGAUAUGCAUACCCUGCGUUUGAGUGUUUCAAAACAGUUGAGAAGAACAGAGUUGAGAUCGAAGAGCUUCGAUUUUGGUGUCAAUAUUGGAUAAUUGUGGCAGUGUUGACAGUCUUUGAGAGAAUCGGGGAUAUAUUCAUUUCGUGGUUGCCAAUGUAUGGUGAGAUGAAGCUUGCCAUGUUUAUCUACCUGUGGUAUCAAAGACCAAGGGAACCAGCUAUUUCUACGAAACUUUCUUGCGGCCAUACAUAUCAAAGCAUGAGACAGAGAUUGACCGGAAAUUGCAGGAGCUGAGGGCCAGGGCAUGGGACUUGGCUAUUUACUACUGGCAAAACGGCACAAAAAUAGGGCAAUCAAUAUUCAUCCAAGCUCUUCGUACAUGGCUGCUCAGUCUGGAAAGAUUACAACAACAAAACCAACGAUGAGGUAAAGCUUCCAAUGGGUUAGCUAUCCGAGUCUUGCUAUGCAUGCGCACAGAAAUAGAACACGGAAUAUGACACAGUCACUCACAAGUUAUUGGUCCCAUGUUAUUAUCUAGGUUCAUAGCUUUGUGAGCCUUAUAAUCAUCCCACCUUGAAGCAAAGAUGCAAUCUGUUCUAUGAACAAUUAGGCAUAACAUGUAUAGACACACUUGUAGUUCCAAAUCCAAACCAGACCACUUCUGUAAAUGACAAGUCUGAGAUUUGAACUACCAAUUAUGCAUGGUUUGGUAACUUUUAGAAAUACAUACUGUUACAUUUGACAGGUUGAAAAUCUAAGCAAGAAGUGCUUUUGACAGCAUUUCUAAACUGUCCCUA
This is a messenger RNA of Camellia sinensis, 2331 nucleotides long. The record is from RefSeq and is a predicted model, not a curated record. NCBI's taxonomy places the organism in Eukaryota, Viridiplantae, Streptophyta, Magnoliopsida, Ericales, Theaceae.